Microplitis mediator is the source of this 2118-nucleotide messenger RNA. Its product is annotated as neprilysin-2-like. Gene Ontology annotation, biological process: protein processing. NCBI's taxonomy places the organism in Eukaryota, Metazoa, Arthropoda, Insecta, Hymenoptera, Braconidae. Gene Ontology annotation, molecular function: metalloendopeptidase activity. Gene Ontology annotation, cellular component: plasma membrane. Bases 1 to 2112 code for a protein of 703 amino acids. The record is from RefSeq and is a predicted model, not a curated record. The transcript is spliced from 7 exons.
AUGAGUAUAUGGUCAAUUUUGCUGGCAAUAUUUUUUCCAGCGUUGGUGGUGACAGAAAACGUAACCAAUAUACCUAAUUUUCCUGAUAAUAAAGGAACAUAUAAUUGUAGGACGCGUGAAUGCUUGAUAGAUAAUAUAAAAUACGAAUAUGAUGUUGUUAAAAAUAUAAAAGAGAGUGUUGAUCCCUGUGAAAAUUUCUACGAAUUCGCCUGUGGUAACUUUGAUGAUUUACCUUAUGCUCCAAAAUUAACGAAUCGUGUUUUCGAAUCUAUAACAUCUGCGAACGGGGCAUUGGACGCAUUAACACUCUAUUCAAGUUCAUCUCAUAAAUUGAAGCCUUUGAAUUUUCUGAGAGAUUUUAUGGAUUCCUGUCAAAAUCUUAACCAAAAUAAUGAUUAUUCAAAAUCGGGUGCAAAAGAGGAUAGAUUAGAAUUUCUGAAAGAAGUCAUUUCAAAAUUAGGUGGGUGGCCAGUUGUUGAAGGUGAUAAAUGGAAUGAAAAAGAUUUUGAUUGGAUUAAAUUCGUUAGCCAAGCAGAAAAUAUCGGUUAUGUGUCUGGCCAAAGUUUUAUGUAUUUUAUUGUUUUGCCGUCAAUGUCUGAUGGCGCAGUAUCAUUCAAUUUGUAUCCACCACAGCUAGAAUUUUCCUAUGAAUAUGUGAAAAACGUCCAGAAUUUCGGUUUAAUGAGCUAUUACUACAACUAUAUGAUCAAUGUUGCUAAAUUUUUGGGAGCUCACGCAACACGAGCUAAAGAAGAUCUUAGGGCAGCAUUUGAAUUCGAAAAGCAACUUAUUUAUGGAACCAACCAAGCAACCAGCUACUCGUCAGUUAACAUAACUUUCACCUCAAUGUCACUUGGCGAAAUAAAACAAACAUGGCCCAGUAUAAAUUGGGCUGAAUAUUUUAAUAAUCACUUGCUCCCAUACUUUUCUCAUGACGACAAAACCCUUGUAGCUGUUUGGAAUAAAAAAUACAUAACAAACUUUGAAAAGUUGAUGAAUGAAACUUCGAAAAGGGUACAAGCAAACUACGCAAUUUGGAAAACAAUUCAAUUUUCGAUACCUUUCAUUAAAUCCGUGACUCUGUAUAACUUUGCUCAAACUUACGGAUUCUUCAAACAGCAACUCAUCGGAUCCCAUGACUGUUUCGCAGAAGCCAAAACCUACUUACCGAGUAUCGCACGAGCUCACUAUGCACGCAAUUAUCCAGUAAAUCAAGAGGUUAAACAAAAUGUUGGCCUUAUUUUUUCAAACAUUAAACGAAAAUUGCUGGAUACUCUAAAAUCGAAAAAUUUGGACGCUCACACUAAAGAAAAAAUGAUUAAAAAAAUUGAAAAUUUAAUGGCUGUUGUGGGUUAUCCUGAGGAAGUAUUGGACGAUGAAAAAUUAGAUAAAUAUUUCGAAGAUCUUAAAAUCACUAAGGAUAAUUAUUUGGGUAAUCUUUUGAGUAUUCAAUCAUUUACAAUGAACCGGAAACUAACAGCAUUUGGUAAGCCAAAUAAUUUGUAUGACUGGAAAGAUAUUUUUACAAUCAUGACCAUGGGUACAGCUCAAGAAUCUUACUAUUGUCGACGUGAAAAUAUUCUUGUCAUAACAGAUUGGCUGAGCAAAUUUUUGAUCAACACAAAUCGUUAUAACUACACGAACUACGGUGCGAUUGGAGCCCUUAUUGGUUAUGAAGUUGGUCGAGCUGUUGAUUUUUCAGUUGAUUUCGAAGAAAAGUAUCUGAAUAAUGAAACGGAGAAGUGUAUCGUUGAAAAGUACAGCAACUACACUGGAGGAUACGGAACCCAAGCAUACGGUAUAGUUAACUUGAAGGGCACCAUCACUCAACAAAUGGGUGUUGAAUUGGCUUAUUCAGCAUAUCAGGAGUGGGCUAAAGAACAUGGAGAAGAACCGAACUUAGCUCGACUGUAUACAUCCAAUCAAUUAUUCUGGUUGGCGUACGGGAAUAUAAAUUGCUCACCGAAAUCUUGGACCUAUACUUCUAGCCAGACAUCUUAUGAUAAGCGUGUGAAUUGGCCACUUUCGAAUAUCCCAGAGUUCUCAAAAGAUUUCAAUUGUUCCUUAAAAUCUCCAAUGAAUCCCAAAAACAAGUGCAUUAUUUUGUUAUAAAAAAUU